Colletotrichum chrysophilum is the source of this 1545-nucleotide messenger RNA. RefSeq lists its product as uncharacterized. Gene Ontology annotation, molecular function: FAD binding. The record is from RefSeq and is a predicted model, not a curated record. The transcript has a single exon. Bases 1 to 1545 code for a protein of 514 amino acids. Lineage: Eukaryota; Fungi; Ascomycota; Sordariomycetes; Glomerellales; Glomerellaceae.
AUGUCAGUACUGCUCGCAGUAGAAGGCGUUGCCUCCUCGACCGCUGGUGAUGUUUGUUCGGCUCUUGCUGCGACGUUACCAGCCGAGGCGUUCCUGGCGCCGAACACAACCGGAUACCAAGCUAUCAAAGAUAACUACUGGAGCCAAACUGCCGGCAGCCUGAGCCCGAUUUGCAUCACUCGUCCCAAAGACGCACAGCAGGUGGCAUCCAUCGUCAAGAUACUGUCUUCCUCCGGCAAAGAUGUCCGACUAGCCAUCAAGAGCGGAGGUCAUGGCUCAUCGCCGGGUUGGUCAAACACCGACGGUGGCGUCCUUAUCUCGCUUGACUUGAUCAACGGGACCCAAAAUGUGGCCGACAAAGGCCAUGCUGUCGUGGGAACCGGUGCACGUUGGGUGGAUGUGUACAAAACAUUGGAAGCCGAGAAGGUGACAGUCAUAGGGGGCCGGUUCUCAGCAAUCGGUGUUGGCGGCCUUCUCGUCGGAGGCGGUCUCAGCUACUUCAGCGGGUUACACGGACUCGCAUGCGACAACGUCCUCAACUAUGAGGUUGUUCUUGCCGACGGAACUAUCGCCAACGUCAAUCAAACGUCCGAGCCUGACCUCUUCCGCGCACUCAAGGGCGGCGGUAACCAAUUUGGCAUUGUGACGCGCUUCACUCUCAAGACCUAUCCUCUCGAGUCGCAGAUAUGGGGCGGCAUUCUGUCCUUCUCCAUCGACAAAGCUGAAGAGGUCUUCAACGCUACGCAGACCUUCAGUGCGAAGUACGACCCCAAUUCACACAUCUACCUCAGCAUGGGAGGCGGCGCAAAUCCACAGUUGUCCUUCCUCAACGUGUACGUCUUUUACAACGGCCCCUCUCCACCUGCUGGGGACACCAGCCCCUUCGCCCCUUUCUACGCGGCCAAGCCUAUGGCAGACAGCACCACCGCACAGAGUUAUUCGGCCCUCAUUGCAUCAAACAACAAUGGAAAUCUGCCUCUCAAGCGCUGGCUGAUCGGUGGCCACACGUUCCCGAACCUUGAGGCGCCGCAUGGGGGUAGCCUUUACCUCAAGCACUGGCAGAAUUUCCGUGACAAAGCCAACGCCACGGCGGCCGGGGACGUAGGUCUGCUCUUCUCCAUGGCACUCGUCCCAGUUCCCGCCCGCGUCAUGAGCGCGGGCGAGAAUGUGACGGGCGUCAAAAAUGUGAUGGGUCUCGAGCCAGACGCUGGCGACACUGCGUGGAUCGACUACUCACUCGCAUGGGGAGAGGCGAAAGACGACGCGAAGAUGUUCGGGUUCGCCGAAGAAAUGAGCAAGGAGGGUGAUUCGAUGGCGACGACCUUUGCCCCCGGCGUGCUCAGUUCGAAUGCUGUUACUGGAUCUGCAGCCGUCAAGAACGCAGACUUCUAUCGGACGAACCCAAGGUACAUGAACUAUGCACUGCUGAAUCAACCUGUGCAGGCGAGCUACGGCCAGGAGAGUCAAAAGUUCUUGCGGGAUGUGCAGAAGCGAUAUGAUCCAGCUGGUCUGUGGAGGCGGGACGGCGGGUUUCUAUGGGAUUGA